Molecule: messenger RNA, 435 nt
Organism: Nestor notabilis (Kea)
Lineage: Eukaryota; Metazoa; Chordata; Aves; Psittaciformes; Psittacidae
Product: putative olfactory receptor 14L1
Exons: 1
Biological process (GO): G protein-coupled receptor signaling pathway
Cellular component (GO): membrane
Molecular function (GO): olfactory receptor activity; odorant binding
Source: RefSeq, a predicted model, not a curated record
AUCCUCAAGCUCUCCUGCUCACACACCUACCUCUGGGAAGUUGGGCUUCUUGUAAUUGGUGCCUCUUUAUCAUUUGGGUAUUUUGUGUUCAUGGUGCUGUCCUAUGUGCAGACCUUCAGGGCCGUGCUGAGGAUCCCCUCCGAGCAGGGACACCACAAAACCUUUUCCAUGUGUCUCUCCCAUCUGGCCGUGCUCUCCCUCUUUGUCAGAAGUGGCACAUUUGUCCACCUGAAGCCCUCUUCCAUCUCCUCCCCAUCCCUGGAUCUGGUGGUGUCAGUGCUGUACUCGGUGAUGCCUCCAGUAGUGAACCCCCUUAUCUACAGCCUGAGGAACCAGGAGCUCAGGGAUGCUCUGAGGAAGCUGGUGACUGGAUGUGUUUCAGCAGUCAUACCCUGCCUGCUUUCCUCUGUAAAGGGCUCCCAGUGUAGGUCAUGA